Messenger RNA from Olea europaea var. sylvestris, 3115 nucleotides. RefSeq lists its product as uncharacterized. Lineage: Eukaryota; Viridiplantae; Streptophyta; Magnoliopsida; Lamiales; Oleaceae. Bases 569 to 2782 code for a protein of 737 amino acids. The record is from RefSeq and is a predicted model, not a curated record. The transcript has 4 exons.
ACGAGUUGCUUUCAGCCCACAGCCCCGCACUUCCCCCUAGCCCAUUUGCCCGCGAGGGAAAAAUUUCAGAUAGUUUUUGGGGGAAAUUGAAUGAAAUUUCAAAAGGAAUUAGGGUUCUUCCUCCCCCCCAAAUUCACUCUAUUUUCCCUUCGUCCACCCUCAUUUCCACCAUCCCCUUGCCUCAAAAAAUUCGUCCAAAACACCUUCUGUAACUAGUCACCCUCUCUGCGCAAGAGCUACAAGGAUUUCGUUUGCAUGCGGUUUUUAAUGUUUGUAUUUGGUGAUACAUCACUCUAAUUUGGUGUGUGCGCUACUCUCUGAGCAUGUUCGAUUCUAGGGUUUUGAAGGAUUUAUGUGGGGUAAACCUUAAGCUUAAAGAUUUUUAUGAUUCCAAGUUGUUAUAUGCGAAGGAAUAUAAAGAAUUCAGCGAGUCUAAUUUUUUGGAUACUUGGUGGGCUCUGGAGGAAAAAGCAGAGUUAUUUGGUUUGAGAACAAGGAGAAAUUUCACUUCUGUUAAUUCAAUUUUUGUGCUUGAGACUUUGAUUGGUUGGCAUUUUAUUUGUACUUUAUGUUGGCAAUGGAGUGCAACAAGGAUGAAGCCUUCCGAGCAAAGCAGAUUGCUGAGAAGAAGAUGGAAAAUAAUGACUUUGAAGGGGCUCGAAAGAUUGCUUUGAAAGCUCAAAAUCUUUUUCCUGAACUUGAGAAUGUAGCUCAGAUACUUACUGUCUGUGAUGUUCACUGUUCAUCAAAAAACAGGAUAUUGGGAUCUGAAAAAGACUGGUAUGGAAUCCUUCAAGUCGAAAGGUUGGCUGAUGAAGCCACCAUCAAGAAACAGUACAGAAGACUAGCACUUCUUCUCCAUCCCGAUAAGAACAAAUUUCAUGGUGCAGAAGCUGCUUUUAAGUUGAUUGGGGAAGCAAAUAGGGUACUAUCGGAUUCUACAAAGAAAUCUGUAUAUGACGCUAAGAUUAGAGCUUCAGCAAAUUCAUUGCAGCAUCAGAACAAUAAUCCAAAUGGUUUCACUGUUCGCGGUCAGAAUCAAUAUCAGACAAAGCCGCCAAAUUCUGUAGCUAGACAGGCAGGAUUCUGGACAUGUUGCCCAUUUUGUAAUGGAAGAUUUCAGUAUCCAAGAGAAUAUGUGAACAAAGCUUUACGCUGUCAUAAUGAAAAUUGCUCAAGAGCCUUCAUUGCUUAUGACCUAGGCGCUCAAGGGAUUCAUUUGGGGUCCAAAAGGGCUCAACCAGGUGUUCAAAAUGUGCCCUCGAAAUCCAGCCAGAGUCGACCUUCUCUUUCUAAACAAAAAGAGGUCCCAGACCUGGGAGAGUUCAAAAUGGGCGCACAAAAGACGACAAGAUCCUCAGAUUAUCGUGCAGGAUCUCUCGGAAGUGCCACCAGUAGAAAAGUUGGGUCAGAAUCAGGUCCUCAGGCAGAAAAUGCAGCUGAGAUUGGAGGGGAUUUGAAUGCAAAAGAAAAAGAUAGCAAAAAUGUCCAUUCGUUCAAUGUUGGAAAGGCAGGGGGUGCAAUGCCCAAUCGAGAUGCAAUGCCUAGAAAAUCAGGAAAUAUGGAAAACCAAAGUAGGAAGAGAAGCAAGAAGGUAGUAGUGGAAUCUAGUGAAAGUUCUGACACAAGUGAUUCUGACCUGGAAGAUGUGGUUAUUGAGGAAAAUUAUGACAACCAUGGGACAAGGAUGGAUCCUGGACUUAAUGGUUCCGGUCGUCCGAGGAGACAGGCUCAGCGAAUGCAGCAUUUCUCGUGCAAUAUAAGCGAUGACGAUGACUUUGCUAGCCCUCCCAAGAGAUCGCGUGGGAACAAAUUAUCAGGUGACGGUGAAAAGGGGGAAAAUGGGACUGUGGAUGGUGAAGUUUCAAAAUGUGGUAAUCAGACUAGUUUUACUACUGAUGAAGAUAGGGCCAAAUCAAAAGUUAAAAAAAAGGGAAAUUUACCUCCUCAAGAAAGCUUCGUUGACAAGAAUGCAGAGAGUAGCAAAGUUAAGGUUGACGGGCAAGCAGCUGGUAUGCAGGGCACUGGUGCUGAACCUUCUAUUCAUAUCUUAGAUGAUUCUGAACCAGAUUCAGAUUGUAGUGAUGAAGAUAAGAAAGUUUAUGAGUGUCCUGAUCCAGAAUUCCAUAAUUUUGAUAAGAUCAGAGAAGAAAAUUGUUUUUCUGUUGGUCAAAUGUGGGCUUGUUAUGAUACAUUAGAUUGCAUGCCUAGAUACUAUGCUCAGAUAAAAAAGAUAAUUACUCCUGGAUUCAACUUGAGCAUCGACUGGUUAGAAGCUCAUCCUGAGGAUAAACAAGCGACUAAUUGGGCAAAUGUGGAGUUGCCUGUUGGCUGUGGCAGAUUUAAGCGUGGUAAGAAUGAAAAAGCUUCAGAAAUUUGUACAUUUUCUCAUCAAGUGCAUUUUGAAAAGGGUAGGAGCAGAGGUUCUAUUGUCAUAUAUCCUAGAAAAGGAGAAAUUUGGGCUCUUUUCAAGGACUGGGAUAUUCGAUGGAGUUCCAACCCGGAGAAUCAUAAACAUUUCAAAUAUGAAAUUGUGGAGGUUAUGUCAGAUUUUGUUGAUGGUACCGGUAUAAAAGUUGCUUGCUUGGACAAAGUUGAAGGAUUUCUUAGCCUAUUUCAGCGAACAAGUGGGAGGGAGAUUGAUUCGUUUGUAAUACGACCCAACGAGCUGCUUAGGUUCUCCCACCAAAUUCCCUAUUUCGAAAUGACUGGCAGUGAAAGGAAAGGAGUCCCGGAAGGGUCUUUUGAACUUGAUCCUGCUGCCUUACUCCUACAAGGCUAAGGGGGACAUUGGAAACAGGGAUGCUGAAGUCAAUUGUUCAUGGCCAAACUUUGGCCUCCCGUGAUAGUUAUUUUUCAUUUAUCGUUUUCUAACUUUAGGCUGUGUUACUCUUGAUCCGGUUCUAGUUAUUGGAGGAAAUAAAUUUAGCCGAUCUUCCAAUAGUUGGGUGCACUUUUCUGCUAUACGCGGCUCUAUGACAUUUUUGUAGUUAACCAUGUUUCCGUAUCUGCUCUUGGUAUCCUUGCUGGUGAUUUCUUGUUUACUCUUACCUUAAUUUACACAGCAGUACGAUUGUACAUAAAUAGCAUAUCUUUUUCCCAUGUCAUUUUGGUA